Messenger RNA from Peromyscus leucopus (white-footed mouse), 4714 nucleotides. RefSeq names its product semaphorin 4D (gene Sema4d). NCBI's taxonomy places the organism in Eukaryota, Metazoa, Chordata, Mammalia, Rodentia, Cricetidae. Gene Ontology annotation, molecular function: chemorepellent activity; semaphorin receptor binding. The transcript has 16 exons. Bases 763 to 3342 code for a protein of 859 amino acids. Gene Ontology annotation, biological process: negative regulation of axon extension involved in axon guidance; semaphorin-plexin signaling pathway; negative regulation of transcription by RNA polymerase II. The record is from RefSeq and is a predicted model, not a curated record.
GGGCAGUGGCCUGCAUAGCGUGGGUGCUGGGCAGGGUUAGUCCCCUCUCCUCAGGUCCAGCCCCCAGUCUCUGAGGCAGCCUUUCUCCUUCUUAGCUUGCUCCAUGCCCUGAAUCGGCCCAUAUAGGAAAACAAUCAGGCCCACAUUGUAGAACAGCCCUGCUAUUUACAGGGCAGAGAAUGGGGACAGGCUUGUCCCACGACCUGCAGAGAAGGCUCACCACAGAGCCUUGUCCCACUGCUGAAGGGUGCCUUGUUGUAACAAGAGUGGACCUGGCCGCCUGCAGCACGUCCCCUUCACCCCAUCCCAGACUGUACCCCCAACUCAUGACAGAGGCCCCAUGGUCAAGCCAGACAUCUCAGGCAGGCAGAGGCCUCACAUGAGCAUCCUGAGUGGUCCAGAGGAGUCCUGAGUGCCAAUCCUGCUAGCAGCCAAGGGACACAGUGGCCUGAGCAGGGCUGGAGCCCAGCUGCAGAAAGAGCAAUCUUCCUGAAGACUCCUUUCCGUAAGUGCUAAGAGCGACUGCAGAGACCCACCGUACAGGUCGGAAGGGAGCAGCAGGAGCCUUUGGCAUGUGGUAGUGAAAGUGGCCACCGCUAACCUGACAUGGGGCGGCUCAGGACCCCCACCACUCAUGGGCUCCAGUCUGUGCCGCUGGCCCCAGCCCUGGGGCUCUGAGAAGUCCCUGCUGCCACACCACAGCAGCUUUCUGCCAUCUAUGUGUGUCCACUGUUGAGGACUCGGUGCCCUCUGCCCGUGAGGAUGUGUGCUCCCGUCGGGGGGCUAUUCUUGGCCCUGAUGGUAGUGUUGGGGACAGUGGUGGCAUUUGCACCUGUGCCUCGGAUCACCUGGGAGCAUGGAGAGGUAGGCCUGAUGCAGUUUCAUGAACCGGGCAUCUUUAACUACUCAGCCUUGCUGAUGAGUGAGGACAAAGACACUCUGUACAUGGGCGCCCGGGAAGCUGUCUUUGCAGUGAAUGCGCUGAACGUCUCUAAGAAGCAGCAUGAGGUGUAUUGGAAGGUCUCUGAAGAAAAAAAAGCCAAGUGUGCAGAGAAGGGGAAAUCAAAGCAGACGGAGUGCCUCAACUACAUCCGCGUGCUGCAGCCACUCGGCACCACUGCCCUCUAUGUGUGUGGGACCAACGCGUUCCAGCCCACCUGUGACCACCUGAACUUGACAUCCUUCAAGUUCCUGGGGAAAAGUGAAGAUGGUAAAGGAAGAUGCCCCUUCGACCCUGCCCACAGCUACACGUCAGUCAUGGUUGGGGGAGAGCUCUAUUCUGGGACAUCGUAUAAUUUCUUGGGCAGUGAACCCAUCAUCUCUCGAAACUCUUCCUCCAGUCCCCUGAGGACAGAGUAUGCCAUCCCCUGGCUGAAUGAGCCUAGCUUCGUCUUUGCUGAUGUGAUCCAGAAAAGCCCAGAUGGUACAGAGGGUGACGAUGACAAGGUCUACUUCUUCUUCACGGAGGUGUCUGUGGAGUACGAGUUCGUUUUCAAGUUAAUGAUCCCACGAGUCGCCAGGGUGUGCAAGGGGGACCAGGGCGGCCUUCGGACUUUGCAAAAGAAGUGGACCUCCUUCCUAAAGGCCAGGCUGAUCUGCUCCAGGCCAGACAGUGGCCUGGUCUUCAACAUACUGCAGGAUGUCUUCGUGCUGCGGGCCCCAGACCUCAAGGAGCCUGUGUUCUACGCAGUCUUCACCCCACAGUUGAACAAUGUGGGUCUGUCAGCAGUUUGUGCCUAUACCCUGGCCACGGUGGAGGCAGUCUUCUCCCGUGGAAAGUACAUGCAGAGUGCCACGGUGGAGCAAUCUCACACCAAGUGGGUGCGCUACAAUGGCCCAGUGCCCAGUCCCCGGCCUGGAGCGUGCGUCGACAGUGAGGCUCGGGCAGCCAACUACACCAGCUCUUUGAAUCUCCCAGACAAAACGCUGCAGUUCGUGAAAGACCACCCUUUGAUGGACGACUCGGUGACCCCGAUAGACAACAGGCCCAAGCUAAUCAAAAAGGAUGUAAACUACACCCAGAUAGUGGUAGACAGGACUCAGGCCCUGGAUGGGACCUUCUACGACGUCAUGUUUAUCAGCACAGACCGGGGAGCUCUGCAUAAAGCUGUUAUCCUUGGAAAAGAGGUGCACGUGGUCGAGGAGACCCAGCUCUUCCAGGACUCUGAGCCGGUCCAAACUCUGCUGCUGUCAUCAAAGAAGGGGAGGAGGUUUGUCUAUGCUGGCUCCAACUCGGGAGUGGUCCAGGCUCCCCUGGCCUUCUGUGGAAAGCACGGUAGCUGUGAGGAUUGCGUCCUGGCACGGGACCCCUACUGCGCCUGGAGCCCAGCCUCCAAGGCCUGUGUUUUGCACCAGGCAGUGGGCUCCAACAGGGGCUUGAUUCAGGAGAUGAGUGGCGACACAUCCUCGUGCCUGGAUAAGAGUAAAGAAAGUUCCCAUCAACACUCUCUCAAGCACGGUGGCACAGCUGAACUCAAAUGCUUCCAAAAAUCCAACCUGGCCCGGGUGGUGUGGAAGUUCCAGAACGGCGAGUUGAAGGCUGUGAGUCCCAAGUAUGGCUUUGUGGGCAGGAAGCACCUGCUCAUCUUCAACCUGUCGGAGGGAGACAGUGGUGUGUACCAGUGCCUGUCUGAGGAAAGGGUGAGGAACAAGACAGUCUCCCAGCUGCUUGCCAAGCACGUCCUGGAAGUGAAGGUGGUACUUCAGACCCCCACGUCACCUGCCUCCCAGGCUGCUCAGACAGAAGGUAGUAGGAUCACUUCCAAAAUGCCGGUGGCAUCUACCCAGGGGUCCUCUCCCCCUACCCCGGCUCUGUGGGCAACCUCCCCCAGGGCCGCUACCCUACCUCCCAAGUCCUCCUCCACCGGCACAUCCUGUGAACCAAAGAUGGUCAUCAACACGGUCCCCCAGCUUCACGCAGAGAAGACGGUGUAUCUCAAGUCCAGUGACAACCGCCUGCUCAUGUCGCUCCUACUUUUCAUCUUCAUCCUCUUCCUCUGCCUCUUUUCCUACAACUGCUACAAAGGCUACCUGCCCGGACAGUGCUUAAAAUUCCGCUCAGCCCUGCUGCUUGGGAAGAAGAAGCCCAAGUCAGACUUCUCUGACCUGGAGCAGAGUGUGAAGGAGACGCUGGUGGAGCCUGGGAGCUUCUCACAGCAGAAUGGAGACCAGCCCAAGCCAGCCCUGGACACCGGCUAUGAAACCGAGCAGGACACCAUCACCAGCAAAGUGCCCACAGAUCGCGAGGACUCCCAACGGAUCGAUGAACUCUCUGCCAGGGACAAACCGUUUGAUGUCAAGUGUGAACUGAAGUUUGCAGAUUCGGAUGCUGACGGGGACUGAGGACAGCGCGUCCCAGCCCGUAUCCCGCAGUCUUCGUGGAGAGUGUUGUGUUGAGCCGUUCAGUAGCCGAGUCUUGUCAUCGUGUGCCAGCCUCAGUCCUUUGUCUCUUUUCUCUUGGGUUGAGUCUGUGACUUGUCCCUCUUUGUCCUUUGGGAAACAAAUAUCUAUUCCAGUCUCAAGUCCUGCAGUCGUCGGAGUGCUUAUUUAAGAUGUACCUGAGCCCUUUGUGUCCUGGGGGAGAGAUGGCCACCUCUGUGGGCUGAGAAGAAUGACCCUUCCUCCUCCCCUUCUCAAAGCAGCCACUAAAAGAUAAUUUAAUUCCAGAUUGGAAAUGACCUUUUAGUUUAUCAGAUUGGUAACGUAUCACCUGCUGUCCAGAUGGGCGCGGACUCUUUCUUUCACGUAAUUUUUUUUUAGGAUUUUUGCUCUGGUUAUGUUGAUGUCUUAGGCCACUUUUUUUUUUUUUUUUUAAAUUACCGAAGGAGAUGUUUUAAUAUUCAUGAGAAGAUGAGCAUUUUCUAGAUUUUUGUUAUAUAUUGAGAUAAAAUAUGGCUUAUGUCGCUUAAGAUUCUCAGGGAUAGACUUAUUUUUGCUAAAUGCAUUCUUUCCUGCUGUUAGGAAUGUAGGCCUAAAACUGUCUCUUGAACUCACUCACCCUUUUAUUUUGGUGGGUUUUGUUGUUGUUGGUUUUGUCUUUUAAUCUCACUCAUUUUGAAGGAAGUACCGGUUUCCAAGACUUUCUUUCUGUGCUUUUUUUUCUUUUUCCUGCCAUACAUCUACAAGGUGGGUUUUGAGUGAGGGCAGGUGGCCCAGUGGCUCCGGGUGGCAAUUGAGCUGGUCCUGUGAGGGGAGGGGGGUUUAUACCCCGGUGGCCCUGCUGCUUCUUGGAACCUGCUGCCCUGAGGGAUGGCGCCUUCAUGAGGACAACUUUGGUUCUUGAUCACUUCCUGUCUCUCCUUGAUUCCAUCUCACAUCACUGCCCUCGGACUUCCGCCUUGAUGGUCCACGCAAGACAGAAAUGGGUUGUGUAGUUGGGCUCCCAGCCUCGGGACAGUGACCACAAACGUCCCGUGUGGGCGGCCGCUGCUGCUGCUGCUGCAGCCUGACCUCUGCCGGUGUCUUUCGGGAUGUUAAUGGGUGGUACGAUUCUAACAUUUGUUUCUCGCUUAUUGUGUGUGGAACGCUCAUUCCAUGUAGAGAGUGAUGAACUCUGGAUUCCCUGUGCUGUGUAGACACCCAUCUUCAGCAUGACAUGAUCUCACCAUUCGGUGUAAACAUUUGUGUUUAUAAGAUUUACUUUGUUUUUAUUUUUCUACUUUGAACUGUAUACAUUUGAAAAGUACCCAAAUAAACCAGAAGCUUUAUCAUUGAC